This is a messenger RNA of Bipolaris oryzae ATCC 44560, 198 nucleotides long. RefSeq lists its product as uncharacterized. Bases 1 to 198 code for a protein of 65 amino acids. Lineage: Eukaryota; Fungi; Ascomycota; Dothideomycetes; Pleosporales; Pleosporaceae. The transcript has a single exon. The record is from RefSeq and is a predicted model, not a curated record.
AUGGCCGGGAGUAGUAGGCUGCAGGGUGACUCAGAGCCGCGCAGUGGUGUGACGGGGAUCAUGAAGAUGCUACCAGCCAGCGAAUGGCGGCCCGCUGUCACUGGCGGGCCACCGCGUCAUUGGUCAGCUGCCGCAGCCGAAGAUCGGGCUUUGCAGGAGUCAUGCCUGGUCCUGGGCCUGCACAACUCAGCGCUGUAA